Messenger RNA from Sesamum indicum (sesame), 3387 nucleotides. RefSeq names its product Tetratricopeptide repeat (TPR)-like superfamily protein. Gene Ontology annotation, molecular function: protein binding; mRNA binding. The record is from RefSeq and is a predicted model, not a curated record. Lineage: Eukaryota; Viridiplantae; Streptophyta; Magnoliopsida; Lamiales; Pedaliaceae.
UUACAAAUUGCAAACUCAUUCGCUGCUCUCCCCUUCUUUUCCCCCCAAACCAAACUCCACAGACACACACACUGCUCUACCUCCUAAAAAUGUUGCGACAGGGUUCGAGAUUCCCCCUCAGCGGAGCUUCCGCAGCCUCCAUGAGCCGCCAGCAAUCUCCCGGUGGAGAUGGCCGGCGACUUCAAGUUGAAUGAUGCUUGGAAGAAAUUCAUCCCGAAUAUGGACCCACCGGAAAUCCCCUCCGCCUACAUGCCUUCCUGUCCACCAACCCAAUCCACCAUUCUAUCGAAGCUUACCGUCAAUCUAGUUCUUCCUUAUCAUUCUGUCUUAUCCGCCAAAGAGGUUUUGAUGGGUUGUCUCAAAAACCAUAUCCACAGCACCAAAUUCUUGGCGAAUUUUGGUAUUCGAGUCGCUAUAUUGAAGCUCUCAUACUCCACUUCACUCUUCCCUUCAAGUCUCAAACAUGUAUUCUCCGAACAGCCCACAACCGCCUCUGCAAGCUCCACUACAACUGGAGAGGACACCCCAGUUCGAAGGGCAAAGUCGACCAGGAAAGCGCGAACCAUGGCCAAACUCAUCAACACCAAGCCCUGGUCAGCCAGAGUUGAAUCGUGCCUCUCCAACCUCAGUCCGUUCUCUGAAACAACAUUCUUUCAAACCCUUCGCCUCAUCAAAGCACCUUCUGAAGCUCUUCGCUUCUUCAACUGGGCCCAAGAUUCGGGUUUUAACCACAGCCACCGCUCAUACUUCAUGAUGCUUGAAAUUCUGGGCCGAGCCCGAAACCUUAACAUGGCUCGAAAUUUCCUCUUCUCCAUACCCAGAAAAUCCAACUAUAUGGUUCCGCUGACUGACAAGUUUUUCAACAGUUUAAUUCGAAGCUAUGGUGAUGCGGGCCUUUUUCAAGAAUCCAUGAAGGUGUUCAAGGUUAUGAAAUCAAUGGUUAUUUCACCUUCCACUGUUACAUUUAAUAGUUUGUUCUUGAUUUUGCUUAAAAGGGGUAGGGUGGCUAUGGUUUUUGAGUUGUAUGAUGAAAUGCUAAGAACGUAUGGAGUGAAGCCGGAUUUAUAUACAUUUAACAUUUUGAUAAGAGGGUUUUGCAUGAACUCAAAGGUUGAUGAAGCAUUUAGAAUGUUUAAGGAAAUGGAGAGAUUUGAAUGCGAACCGGAUUUGAUAACAUACAAUACAAUUGUUGAUGGGCUGUGUAGAGCAGGAAAGGUGAAUGUUGCACGUAAUGUGGUAAAUGGUAUGAGCAAGAAAUGUGAGAAGUUGAGGCCCAAUGUUGUUAGUUAUACCACUUUGAUUAGAGGGUUUUGUGGGAGGCAAGAGAUUGAUGAGGCAAUGGAUGUCUUUAGGCAGAUGGUAAGUAGCGGGAUUAAGCCAAAUGAAAUUACAUGUAAUACAAUCAUACAAGGGCUUUGUGCAUCUCAAAAGUUUGACAUGAUAAAAGAGAUUUUAGAGGAAUGUCAGGUAGAUGGUAGGGGAUUUGUUCCGGAUACUUGUACGUUUAACACGGUGAUGAAUGCUCACUGCAACGAGGAGAACUUGGAUGAGGCAUUAAAAGUUUUUGAGAAGAUGAAGGAGAUGAAUGUCAAACAGGAUUCGGCUACAUACAGCAUGCUGAUUCGCGCUUUGUGCAAAAAGAAGAAAUUUGACAAGGCAGAAGAGUUGCUAGAUGAGUUAUUUGAGCAGGAAAUUUUGUUGCGUAAUGAUAACACCACACCUCUUGCUGCAGCAUACAAUCCUAUCUUUGAGUAUUUAUGCACUAACGGAAAAACUAAGAAAGCUGAGAGAGUGUUCAGGCAGCUGAUGAAAAGGGGGAUACAAGAUCCUCAUGCUUUUGAGACUAUGAUAUUGGGGCAUUGUACAGAAGGGACUUUUGUGGCUGGGUAUAAGCUCUUAGUCUUGAUGCUGAGGAGGGCUUUUGUGCUUGAUGUCGAGGUUUAUGAGUCUCUAAUAGAAGGUUUGUUACAGAGCAGGGAACCAAACCUUGCCCAUGACACUUUGGUAAAGAUGAUGAAAAGUUCCCACCUGCCAAGGACAUCCACAUUUCAUCGUGUUCUUAUGGAACUUAUUGAAAUUGGUUCUGCUAAUGAAUCUGCAGACUUGAUGAUGCUAAUGUUGGAUAAAAAGAUUAGACCAUAUAUGAAUCUCUCAACUGAUGCUGUCCGGCUGCUGUUCAGGGGUAGUAUGCAGAAUAGGGCAUUUCAGCUUGUUAGAAGUCUUUACGAAAAUGGGUAUAUUCUGAACAUGGAAGACUUGAUUUUCUUCCUUUGCCAGGAUAGGAAAUUAUCAGAGGCAUGUCAGUUGCUGUUAUAUAGUCUAAAAAAUGAUCAGAAUGUUGAUACAUCACUUUGCACCACAGUUUUAACCAGCCUUUGUAAAGCUCAUAAGAUAUCAGAAGCAUUUCACCUUUACUAUGAAUUGUUAGAGAUGGGCAUUCGUCAACCUUUGAGCUGCCUCGAAGGGUUACAAAAUGCUCUCGAAACUGAAGGAAAGUUGAAGGAAGCUGAGUUUGUUGCUAAGAGGAUGUUCGAUCCAUAGCACUUGGAUAUACCAUGGUCACAGUCCAGAUGCUAGAAAAAGUUCUCCUUUUUUCACAAAGUGCGAACCAUCAUGCUAUAUGCAGCUGUAUGUAUCAGGUGAGAUGCCUAAACGGUCAUCAGAAAUGGGUCGGUGAGACACUUGUUUCAUAACAGGCUGGAGAACAGCUUCUAUAAAUUGGUUCCAAAAGAUUCAACUCAAGCAGACAUGAAAGACAGAUAAGAGAAACCUUGUCUGUCCGUGAUAGCCCCUUAACCUGUAAGACCAGCACUCAGAGCACUGUGUGCAUCUACGCCAAUUUGAGCCUCUGUUUUCUCCAUAUCAUUCAAUGCUGAGUUUAAGCUCUUAGUCGUGAUGCUGAGGAGGGAUUUUGUGCCUGAUGUCAAGGUUUAUGAGUCUCUAGUAGAAGGUCUGUUACAGAUCGGCUGUUGUUCAGGGGUAGUAUGCAGAAUAGGGCAUUUGAGCAUGUUAAAAGCCUUCAUGAAACGGGUUAUAUUGUGAACAUGGAAGACUUUGCAGCACUAUAACUGCAGUUUCAACCAGCCUCUGCAGAGCUCAUCAGAUAUCAGAAGCAUUUCGCUUUUACUAACAAUUGUUAGAUAAGGACAUUCAACAACCUUUGAGCUGCCUCAAAGGCUUAAAGAGAUGAUCUUGAAGGGAGCUUAGUUUGUUGUUAGAGUAUGUUCAAUAGCACUUUGGGCAUACCCUGUUCACAUUCCAGAUCUUUAAAAAAAAUUCUCUUGCUAAUGCUCUUAUUCAUCCAUUCUUUCAUUUCUUGUUGGUGUUAUUCUGAUUCUUACUUGUUGAUUAUCCUAGUGAUGUUAGAGUUACAAACUUACAAUUUCA